Messenger RNA from Closterium sp. Yama58-4, 915 nucleotides. The record is from the annotation of a GenBank genome assembly. Lineage: Eukaryota; Viridiplantae; Streptophyta; Zygnematophyceae; Desmidiales; Closteriaceae.
AUGUCGCCCUCCUCAUGUCGCCCUCCUCAUGUCGCCCUCCUCAUGUCGCCCUCCUCAUGUCGCCCUGCUCCCCACCCCUUCACUCCCCCAUGCCGUCCAGCAGGGGCGGGCGGAGAGGGGUAUGGGGAGGAGGCGGUGGGGGAGGAGGUGGAGGUGUGGGGGGACGAGAUGGGCGUGCGGCGCAUGGCACUUGAGCGCAUCCACUGGCACAGCCAGGUCACCGGCGCUGAUGCCGCCUCCAAGCGCGUGCACGAGUUCAUCAUGGUGGGCGAUCUGGAGGCGGCUGUCACGCUGCUGCUCGCCACGCCCUUCGACUCGCCCGCCUUCCACCGCGACGCCCUGCGCGCCGUGGCGCUCGCCACUGCUGUCUCGCCCUCCAUGCACCACCUGGCUGCCAAGGUGGUGGCGACGAACAUGGUGCUGGCGGGGGAGCCGCUCACAGCCGUGCAUCUGCUCUGCUCCAUCGCCCAGUAUGCUGACGCCUGCACGCAGCUGCAAGCCAUCGGUCGGUGGGUGGAUGCAUCAACGCUCGCAGCUUGCCACCUGUCAGGCGCUGAUAGGGCCAAGGUGCUGCAUCGAUGGGCGCAGCACACCCUCAAGAACGAGCAUGACCUGUGGCGUGCGGUAACGCUGUUUGUGGCGGCGGGCAGUCUAACAGCAGCGCUGAGGGCGCUGAGGGAGGCACACCAGCCCGACACGGCCAUGAUGCUGCUCCUCGCCUGCCACCAUGCCCACGCCCGCCUCGCUGCGCCCCCACGCCACCUCGCUGCCACCACCACUGCGGCCGUGGCCAUCGGACGGCACCUGCCGGCCGUGUCUGCUGAAGAGGGGGGUAUGGGCGGGAAGCAUGGUCAGGCCUUGUCCACUCCACGGCCCCUCAUGCUGGUCCCAUCGGCAGUUCGCAAUACUGCAUAA